Molecule: messenger RNA, 804 nt
Organism: Stereum hirsutum FP-91666 SS1
Lineage: Eukaryota; Fungi; Basidiomycota; Agaricomycetes; Russulales; Stereaceae
Exons: 7
Coding region: 1-651 (216 amino acids)
Source: RefSeq, a predicted model, not a curated record
AUGCAACAGACUCGCUCCCUGAUCUCUCUCGUGGCCUUCUUGGCAGCCAUAUUUAUGGCCACUGCUUGCGUUGAUGCUGCGAAGCUUCCUGUAAGGCAGACCAACGCCGACCGCCUUCGUCGCAACCUCGGUCCUCUGGCCCCUGUCAAGAGAACACCUACCCCCAUCAUUGCCGCUAGGCAAGCUGCCGCAUCUGCAGGCACAACGCAAGGACGCGUCGCGAUUACUCUGGCCGAUGGCACUGUGCUCGGCCAUCUUUCUGCUGACGACCCGAGCCAAGUUACCACCGAUGCCAGUUCCACGAGGCGGCGUCGUGCUGAUGCUAGUGGCGAUGUUGUGUUGAAGUUCGUUGAGGGCAGCGUCAACGGAAGUCUGUUGGCUCAGAAUGCCAAAUAUUCACCGCCUUACAUCGGUCAGACAGAUUCUGAACUUACUGGCCUCAUACCGUUCACGAACGUUGCCGAAGGAGACAUGUCUAUGAUCUGGACUCUGAACUCAACCAGUGGAGCGCUCUCUGCUCAAUGGACGAACCCUGACGGGAGCAAGCCGUCUACGUACAUCUUGUAUUCCAAAGCCAAGACCCAACUCGCUUUCUCCAACACAAAAGACGUAACUGGAUCUGAAGUAGUGACCCUGUCCCUUAGCGUUUAAAAACACCCGCUCCGUUAUCUUUUGCAUGAUAUCUUUUCGAAUGUUAUCCCAUCCACACUUUCCAUAGUGGCAACAUUCACAUGCAUCUAUGUAUAUUCGUGAUACGCAAAACACCUGUAUCUGAUUUAUUGCACAAUGAAAAAAUGCUCAACC